AAUACAUAUGGUAAACCUGUUCUCGCGUUUCUAAAAAAAUAAAAAUAGAUCUCUUGGUUACGAUUUGGAAAAAGGUUUUGGAGUGUGCUGUAAAUGGCUGUAACGAAACAUAUCAUUGUGAAGAAGAGCAAGUUCUGAUGGCCAAUGGAGAAUUAUAUCUUUUAGCGGAAAGUAGUAUAAAAAUAGAAGAGGUCAAAGAAGAGCCUGUGUUCGAGAAUGAAGACUAUUGCUGGAAUUCCAAUGCAAAAGUUGAAUCCAGUGCUUUACAACAUUCAGUAAAAGAAGAAGACAUUAACGAUGAGGAGGAGUUGGAGCCGCCAGAAGUCGUGUUUGUUGAGCCAACGGAGGAGCAAGGCGCAGCCCCCUGUAUUGACGAAACAAAGAUAGGCACAUGCACACCCACUCUGGUGAAAAACCUUUCCAGUGUUCUAUCUGUGAAAAGAGCUUCAGAACGAAAGGAGGAUUAA
This is a messenger RNA of Gryllus bimaculatus (two-spotted cricket), 467 nucleotides long. The record is from the annotation of a GenBank genome assembly. NCBI's taxonomy places the organism in Eukaryota, Metazoa, Arthropoda, Insecta, Orthoptera, Gryllidae.